Tympanuchus pallidicinctus (lesser prairie-chicken) is the source of this 3547-nucleotide messenger RNA. It is a transcript of the gene ARHGEF16, whose product is annotated as Rho guanine nucleotide exchange factor 16. Gene Ontology annotation, biological process: activation of GTPase activity. Lineage: Eukaryota; Metazoa; Chordata; Aves; Galliformes; Phasianidae. Gene Ontology annotation, molecular function: protein binding; guanyl-nucleotide exchange factor activity. The transcript has 14 exons. Bases 295 to 2763 code for a protein of 822 amino acids. The record is from RefSeq and is a predicted model, not a curated record.
GCGGGGUUGUGGCCGGGGGGGGCACGGGGACCCCCGGGGGAAAAGGGGACCGCAGUUGGGCUCAGAACCGGGACCGAGCGUAACCCCGGGGUGCUGCCGCGCUGCCCUCGGGGCGGAGCGGUUCCCUCCAGCCCCAGCCUUGCGGCCCCGCUGCCCCCGCUCCCCCACCCGGAGGAAUUUCCCUCCCGUCCCGCAGCUCCGCCCACCCCACUCGUGGGGGUGGACGCCUCGGGGGUUCUCGGCACCGCCUGCAGCUGCCAAACGGCCGAGCUCUCCACUCCCUGUGCCGCUGCCAUGUCCCGCAGCCCAUCAGCAGCCGAGGACCAGACCUUCCUCCUGGAGUACCGCUGCCACCCACUGAGAUCCGGGCCCCCUGCACCAACCUCCCCUCCAGGCAAGCGCAAUCCUGACUCCGCCAUGAGCUGCUUCCCCAUGGCUGAGCCACGCCGCAUCGUGCUGAGCACCGACAGCCCGGCUGCGCUGAAGGUGGGCACGCAGCAGCUGAUCCCCCGGAGCCUGGCGGUGUCCACCAAGACCAAGAACCCCACGCGGAACCCCAGCACUGGAUCCAUCCCUGAUGCUGCGUGCUUGGGGCAGAAGCGAACGUCCGUCCCCAGCGUCACACUGCAGGAGGACACGGAGGAGGAUGGAGGAGGGAUGCUCAAACGCAACCUGAGGAACAUGUCGUACCGUGCAGCCAUGAAGGGCACGGGCACGGAGAUGGAGCCUGUGAGCACCGUGCCUACUCUGAAACCACUGCUGGAGGAGGGGAGCGCUCCGCCUGCCCGCAGCCCUGGCAGAAGCAAGAAAAACCUCGGGCGGAAGCGGGUGCAGAAGCACGGCGGCUCAUUCAAGGACCAGCCACGGCUGUACCAGGAAAUCCGUGAGAGAGGGCUGAACUCAGUCAGCCAUGAGUCGGAUGAGGAUUUGCUGGAGGAGCCCAACCCUGAGGAGCCAUCCCUGCCUGGUGCUGCCAUCGUGGUGCGGAGCUAUCGGCCCGCACAGGUCACCUGGAGCCAGCUCCCAGAGGUGCUGGAGGCAGACUUGCUGAAGACCAUAAAGCCUGAGGAGCGCAAGAGGCAGGAGGCAAUGUUUGAGAUCAUCACAUCAGAGUUCUCCUACAUGCACAGCCUGAGUGUGCUGGUGGGCUGCUUCAAGAAGUCGGAGGAGCUGAAGGAGACCAUGACCCAGACGGAGCACCACCACCUCUUCUCCAACAUCAGUGACAUCCUGGCUGUCAGCACCAACUUCUUCCAAGCCCUAGAGAAGCGACACCAGGAGAACGUCCUCAUCCCCGACAUCAGUGACAUUGUGGAGGAGCACGCCUCCAAGCACUUCAACCCCUACAUCAGUUACUGCUCCAACGAAGUCUACCAGCAGAGGACACUGCAGAGGCUGCUAAACACAAACCCCUUAUUUAAAGAGGCCUUGAAACAAAUUGAAAGGAAACCAGAAUGUGGAGGGCUGCCACUGAUAUCAUUUCUCAUUCUCCCUAUGCAGAGAGUAACGCGGCUUCCUCUGCUGUUAGAUACAGUCUGUCAAAAAACACAAGCAUGCACUGCAGCGUAUGGAGCUGCCACCAGAGCUCUGAAAGCCAUCAGCAAGGUGAGGAGGGCUGCCUGCUCCCCAUCUCCUCUCUCCCAGCACUCUGUUUCACCACCCUGGUCCCAAGCCUGCCCUUCUGCCCUCUUAUUUUUCCUUCUUACAUCAGUUCACUUGACAUUCUCACUGCAAAUAGCUGUGGGAUGGUACACAUCUUUUCACUUGCCCAUUUUUUUUCACUUGAUGGUGUUUUUUCCUUCUCUUUGUCCUCUUUUCUUCAUUUCUCCUUGGCCCAUCCUUUGUCCUUCUCUCCACUGUAUCUUCCACUGGUGCUUUCCCAGCCUCAGAACUGCCAUGGAGGUGAGUGCACUACAGUUCUUACUUGUCUUAUUGGGGCCCUCACCAGCAACACUUGUGCCAUCCUUCCUUUCAUCUACCCAUUCUCCCUUGUGUUUUUCCAGCUGGUUAAGAACUGCAACGAAGGAGCUCGUGCGAUGGAGAGGACAGAGCAGCUGUACACUCUGCAGAAGCAGCUGGAGUUCGGGAAGAAGAAGGUUUUCUCCAUUGCAGCCUUUUCCCCUGAUCUCUGCCUCCCGCUGGCUGCUGAAACGGGGUGAGCUCUACCUGCUCUCCUCUGAGGAAGGAGGAAUCUUCCGUAAGGGCUCCGGCAGGGUCUGCCACCUCUUCCUCUUCAAUGACGUCCUGAUCAUCACCAAGAAGAAAAGUGAGGAGAGCUACACCGUCAUGAACUACGCCAUGCUGGACCAAAUCUCAGUGGAGAAGAUGGAGACCACAGAGCCUCCAUCCCCUCCUCCCGGCCGGCCAGGCGGGCACCUGCUGCGUGUGGCCAUGGAGAGGGACAGCGAGGGCCGGCGGGAGGAGGUGCUGCUGUCAGCAGAGACACUGAGUGACCGGGCACGCUGGGUCACCGCGCUGAUGCACCGGGAGCGAGAGCAGCCUGACAGCACUCCCCGUGGAGACCUGAGCCAAGUGGAGAUAACCCGUGCCUACAUGGCCAAGCAGGCAGAUGAGAUUUCCCUGCAGCAGGCUGAUGUGGUGCUGCUGCUGGGCGAGGAGGAUGGCUGGUGCUGGGGUGAGCGGCUGCGGGACGGCGAGCGGGGCUGGUUCCCCCAGGCCUGUGCUCGACCCAUCACCAGCCGUGUGGCCGUGGAGUGCAAUGUGCGGCGGAUGGAGCGGCUGCGGAUCGAGACGGAUGUGUAACAGCCAGGCCUGACCCCAUGGGAGCUCCAGAGCUCUGGAGCCUGAGCCCUGCCAGGAGGCAGCAGGAGAGCCAUUCUUCCUGGGUUUGUUGGGCAGGGACUGGUUGUGGCAGCAGUGUUGAUGGCCGUUAAUUGACACGGACCUGGCAUCCAGGUGCCUUUGGCCAAGCGUUAGGGCGUCCUGGCUCAGUGCAGAGCUGGCUUUCCCCUACAACUCAGCACCAAGGAGUGGUUGAGGGUCAGGGCAGGGAGUGGGGCUGUGACCGCUGAGCAACUCAGGUCUGUUUGGAAUGGAAGGAGUGCUGGAGGCAAUGGGAAUGCUCAGGGCAGCAUUGCUCUGAUGUCUCUGUUUGCAUCAAACUGCCAAAGGAUGAAGGAGACCAACAAUAAAUUCUCGGAUCCUAAUGAGACAAACGUCCUCCUUGCCCAAAGUGCAGCAGUGGGACCCCCACCAAGGAGCCAGGUGUUCCCACUGCUAACAGUCAGCAGGAAGCUCCAUCUGACAGCUGUCUUUGCUGCUGGGUUGUGAUGGAUGUGGCUCAGGAGCCAUCCUUCAGAAGAGCUGCAGUGACAUUCACAGGUAACUAACUGAAGAGACAAGGCAAAAAGAAGUUCAAUGAGGCUGUCUGUUUAUUUCUAUCAACUGUGGAAGAAUGAGAACUGUGCUAAAUGGGUGUUAAAUUAAAGGAGACAAGAGGCUAAGAGAGAGAGAAAUGCUACGUGAAAAGAAGCAGCAAGGUGUAUUAAGAGACAAAACCAGUAAAAAACAACCAUGAUCUGAACAA